Messenger RNA from Dentiscutata erythropus, 611 nucleotides. The record is from the annotation of a GenBank genome assembly. NCBI's taxonomy places the organism in Eukaryota, Fungi, Glomeromycota, Glomeromycetes, Diversisporales, Gigasporaceae.
AAAACCAAUUUGAAAUUGAAGAAGACUCAACAUAUCCUUCUUCUACAAAAAUUAUAUACAAAAAACGUUUUAAAAAUAGAACUCAACGUAGCUUUAUAUAUAAUAUUCAAAAGGAAGGUAUUUAUCCUUCAAAUACAGGACAUGGAACAAAACAUAAAAUUGUUUAUUGUCAAAUUGAUUAUAUUGAUAAUAAACCACAGUUUUUAAUAAAAUAUGGAGUAAAUUUUGAAAACACAAUUUUAUCGACAAAAUCAACAUCACAAGCUGCAUUAUUAUAUGAAAAUAUAUAUUAUUAUAUUGCUAUUAAUUCUAGUUCUAAAACUACAAUCUCAGGUUCAUUAGUUUUUGGAUUACAGCUAAAAACUGUUCAAAAAGUUAGAAAAUCUUAUAACAAAUUGAGACAAGUUAAACCUGCUAAUCAAUAUACUGAAACAACUUUAGAAAAUCGGGCUAGAGCAUUAUCAUCAAAAUCAUUAUUAAUAAUUAAUAACCAAGCAUCGCAAAUAUAUCAUCCUAAAGACAAAUUAACUCUUAAAACAUUAGAAUUUUCAGUAAAUGAAUACGAUUUUCAUAUUAAAUUUGGAUCAGAUAAUAAAAUUAAAACAAAAUGA